Centruroides sculpturatus (bark scorpion) is the source of this 2128-nucleotide messenger RNA. Its product is annotated as glutamate receptor ionotropic, delta-2-like. Gene Ontology annotation, cellular component: membrane. The transcript has 10 exons. Gene Ontology annotation, molecular function: glutamate-gated receptor activity. Lineage: Eukaryota; Metazoa; Arthropoda; Arachnida; Scorpiones; Buthidae. Bases 68 to 1519 code for a protein of 483 amino acids. The record is from RefSeq and is a predicted model, not a curated record.
UUUCUGCGAAAAUCAAGAUACAAAUAUUGAAAUUAUAAAAAGCCAAAUUAUUAAAAGAAAUGUUAGAAUGAUAAAAGUAUUUUAUUUGAAUAAUUCGAGUAGCUUAGCUUUUUUUUGCCCAUUCGUUCAACUUCAGACUCUAGGUGUUAAGAUGCAGAUAUUUUCUACAUCAUCAAGUAAAAACUUACGUAAAUUUGAUAAGAAGAGAGGAUUUUAUUUCAAAAUUAAUAAUAAUGGAGUUAUUAAACGGAUAAAAUUGUAUAAAAUAGGACUCGAAAAUCUCCAAGGAAAAACACUAAAAGUAGCUGUAUUACCAUGGAAUUUAUCGAUGGUUAUAAAAAUGGAAGGAAAUAAAAUAAUUCCUCAAGCUGGAAUAGAUUAUAAUUUACUCAAAGUCAUAGCUUCUAAACUGAAUUUUUCGUAUAGUCUUUUAACUCCCAAAGACAAACAGUGGGGAGUGAAAAAAGAAAAUGGAGAAUGGACAGGAUUAAUUGGAAUGUUACAAACAAAAGAAGCAGAUAUUGCCUUAGCCACUUUAUCGAUCACAGAGGAAAGAAAAAAGGUAGUAAGCUUUACUCUUCCUUACAUAACUCAAAGCGUUACUUUUGUAACUCAUUCUCCCCAAGAAAAAUCAAAGGCUUUGGCUGUUGUUAGGCCAUUUCCUAUUCAGCUGUGGAUAGGAGUUAUUUGUACAUUUAUAAUUUUUGGUUUAAUUAUACAUUCGUUUAUUCAUCUAGAACGUAAGCUAAGUAUUAGCCGAAUUUAUUGGUAUAUGUUCGAAACACUUAUGUUAAAAGGUGAUAGCUGUUAUUUUAUAGAAACGAGAAUUCGCUUUAUGAUAAUUUCAUGGUUUUUUGCUGGUUUAGUUUUGACUGCUUCUUAUUCUGGAAUUCUUACGUCUUUUAUGUCAUUACCUGGACAUUAUUCACCGAUAAACUCGGUAGCUGAACUUAAAACGGCCCUCUUACAAAAUCGUUUACAAUGCGGUACUAUGAUUGGAAGUGCAGAAUAUGAUAGUUUUGUGAAAAGUAAAUCAGAAACCAUGAAGACAAUUGGAAAAUACAUUUUGAAAAAAGGGAACAGUGGAUCAUCUGUCACAGAUCUACUUACAAAAACAUUAGAAGAAGACUUUGCUCUAAUCUUGGAUCGAGUUGGUGCACUGGCUGCAAUAAGUCAAUUUGGAGAAUGGAAAUUUCAUGUCUCUAGUGAUUCAUUUUAUAGCAAUUCCUUGGCCAUAGCUCUUCAACAAAAUUCAUCAUUCACAGAAUAUUUCAACGAAAUAAUUCCAAAAUUACUUCAAGCAGGACUGGUCAAAAAGUGGUUCAAUGAUCAUCUAUUAAAAAUGAAAAUGUUAGCCCCUGUACAACAGGAUAAACGUGUUCAAUGCUUGCGAUUAGAUGAUGUGCAAGCUGCCUUUUAUAUACUUUUUAUCGGAUAUUUAUUGUCUUUGGCUGCACUUUUGGGAGAGUUUUUUUGCAAACACAUAAUUACCAAAUCGCUAAACUGUUCGAUUGUCUAAAAUAUUUCAAAUAAUAAUCAUUUUAUAAAGAAAAUCAACCUCUCACUGAGCAUUAAGUCGAAGCGACGUUUAUCAUGUAGAACGUAUUUCAGAAUAAUUUUAGUUAGUUGGAUUUGGGAUGUUUGUGGCACAAGGACCUAGGUAGGCCAAAGAGUGUAGUUACGCUACCAGGUCUUUUAGGUCUUAAAAUGUCAUAAUUGUUCUGUUGUAUGUUCUAGAGUUCUAUAUAUAAGUUUAUUGCCUUCUGAUAUUCUAUUUAAUCUUUCUGUUUUACAGUCAUUGGCACUAUCUAAGCGAUGGAUCUUAGAAACUUUAAAUAAAAUAGUUUACACUUUUCAAAAUUUCGAUAGAUAUUUCUUAAAUAGCACACAAAUUGCAAAAUUAUUAACCACCAUUUUAAACAAUUUCGGAAGGUUUGCACUAUAACCGACAGACUUUGUGACUAGCAAUGAAAUAGUUCAGCUCAUAUACUACUUGUCGCGAUUUAAUGGCACUUGCUUGAAAAAAAUAGACGAUUUUGUAAAUGUUAAUGAAAAGAUUUCAAAAUUUUAAAACGUUAUAGUUUAGCAAUCUGAAUAGGGCUUUAAAUGUAACAAAAAGCAUUUCUGG